AUGGCUGAACGUGGUGGAACUCGUGGUGGCUUCGGAACACGUGGACGCGGCGGUGGUGAAGGCGGUCGUGGAGGAUUCAGAGAAGGAGGUCGCGGUGGAUUUGGCGAAGGUGGUCGAGGCCGAGGCGAAGGGGGCCGAGGUGGUCGAGGUGGACGUGGACGCGGUGGCCGUGGACGACGUGGUCAACGUCCAAAGGAAGAUAAAAAAACGUGGACUCCCGUAACAAAAUUAGGCCGAUUGGUUAGUGAUGGAAAAAUAAAAAGUUUAGAAGAAAUAUAUCUGUUUUCACUACCAAUUAAAGAGGCUGAUAUCAUUGAUCUACUAUUGCCCGAGUUAAAAGAUGAAGUAUUAAAAAUCAUGCCCGUACAAAAACAAACUUGUGCCGGUCAACGUACACGUUUCAAAGCUAUUGUUGUUGUUGGUGAUGGCAAAGGUCAUAUUGGUUUGGGUGUAAAAUGUUCAAAAGAAGUAGCAACAGCCAUACGCGGAGCAAUUAUUUUAGCAAAAUUAUCUGUUAUACCUGUGAGAAGAGGAUAUUGGGGAAAUAAAAUCGGCCCAGCACAUACUGUACCAUGUAAAGUUACAGGUGAAUGUGGUAGUGUAAUAGUACGUUUAAUUCCUGCUCCACGUGGUACAGGUCUGGUAUGUGCACCUGUACCGAAAAAAUUACUUCAAAUGGCUGGAAUUCAAGAUUGUUGGACUAGUUCAAGAGGAUCAACAGCCACUUUAGGCAAUUUCGCCAAAGCCACUUAUUCUGCCAUGUCAAAAACGUACAGUUAUUUAACACCUGAUUUAUGGAAAGAGACAAUUUAUACAAAAACACCUUAUCAAGAAUUCAGUGAACAUUUGGCUAAUACACAAAAGAAAUUAACAACUGGCAUUGAAAAAGGAGAUUUACAAUAA
Didymodactylos carnosus is the source of this 903-nucleotide messenger RNA. The record is from the annotation of a GenBank genome assembly. Lineage: Eukaryota; Metazoa; Rotifera; Eurotatoria; Philodinida; Philodinidae.